AUGCCAGAGAGCGAGGAUCCACAACCCCCAAGCCGCGUGGAGGAGAACAGGGUGCUGCAGCCGACUCAGCUUAGCGAGGAAGAAUACCAGCUACGGUCAGAUGAGUACAUGGACGGGAUACACGAGAAGGCGGAAGGGAUUCAGGAAGACAGGAGCGAUGUGGAAGUGGAAUACAGCGCCGGUGUUCUCUCCAUUAACAUCCCCCCGAACGGCACAUACAUCAUCAACAAACAACCCCCGAACAAGCAGAUAUGGCUUUCGUCGCCGAUAUCCGGCCCGAAACGAUUCGAUUGGGUGGUUGACGGGGAGAGCAUGCACGAGAAGGAAGGCGGUGGACAUGGGGAUUGGGUGUAUCUGCGAGAUGGGACGCGUUUGACGGAGAUUUGCCGGAAGGAGCUUGCUAUUACGCUGGAUCUGCACGGGCUUGAGGAAAAGAUGAAGGCGAAGCCUGAUCCGACGUCCACAGAGUAG
This is a messenger RNA of Saxophila tyrrhenica, 471 nucleotides long. RefSeq names its product Mitochondrial matrix iron chaperone (gene YFH1). The transcript has 2 exons. Gene Ontology annotation, biological process: intracellular iron ion homeostasis; iron incorporation into metallo-sulfur cluster. Lineage: Eukaryota; Fungi; Ascomycota; Dothideomycetes; Mycosphaerellales; Extremaceae. The record is from RefSeq and is a predicted model, not a curated record. Gene Ontology annotation, molecular function: 2 iron, 2 sulfur cluster binding; ferroxidase activity; iron chaperone activity. Gene Ontology annotation, cellular component: mitochondrion. The coding region runs from base 1 to 471 and encodes 156 amino acids.